GGGUCUGGGUCACCCGGCACCCCCGGGGGGGCAAACAGCGGCUUGUGGGGAGCUGAGCUCCUCCUGCAGACGGACCUGGGGCUGGAAAGCCUGUCCCGGGUGAAGAGGCCGGAGCACCCGGGUCAGGCCUCGCCGGCAGGUGGGAACGGCGCCUGCAAACCAGCCAAGAGUCGGGGAAAGGCGGAGAAGCGGAGGCUGAAGAUCCGCACGAGGACGUUAAGCAUCUUCUGCCCAGGGAGAAGUGGGAUCCUGACUCCUGCAGGGCCCUGCAGAGGCCGAAGGGGUGACAGGGGUGAGUUGCGUGUGGAGUUCAGAACGGGGCCCGCCGAGGGGCUGAGGUGUGCGGUGGUUUGGUAAGAGAAGAGCGGUCAGUGGGGGCUUCUUUAACCAGCUCCCGGUCACGGGGGAAGGCUGAAAAGUCUGGAAUUCACAGGGAAAAGCUGAAAAGUCUGGAAUUCACAGGGAAAAGCUGAAAAGUCUUUCUGAAGUUCACGGGGAAAGGCUGCCGGAGCGAGUUACUCAAUGUUACUCACUGGCAGCUUGGAAUCCUCGUGAAAUUGUGCAGGGAGCAAGAGAUCCAGUUUAUAAACAAAUUAUCAUUUGAACUGGGUGCUAAGGCUACAAGCUGUCCUGGAAGUGAUCCCUAAUCAGGCAGCUGAAGCUCUUGAUCUCCUUGCUGACCGUGCGAAUGAGAAGUGCAAUAUUCCCACGUGGAAUGGUCUCAUUUACCAGCUGAAGAAGGAGGAGGAUGUGGGAAAUUAAAUUAAUCUAAUUGCUGUUUAAAUUGCUGUAGGAAAACAAAUAACCAAGGAAAUGUGAAAAGCUGCUCAUGUAGCAAUCCAAACUUGGAAAGGAUUGGAAGGGGAUGUGUUUUCAUGGUGGAGUACAGAUUAAAUUAAUUCUGUUUUUUUCUUCCUCUGUGCUAUAACUGCUUCACUGUUCUUUGUCUUGUAUGAUACCGUGUUUUAUCCAACUAAUUUAACAUGCAGCUCAGAAGAUGCAAGGAGCAGCUAUAUCUGAAAUGACACAAAGGGGACAGAAGAUCAUGUCCCUAAAAUUGUGUCUAAUCCAGAGAAAAUCCAAGAGGAGGAAAUCAGGUUGAUGGGAACAAAAUGUUGUGAAGACAAUAACUAAGCAAAUAAGAGGAGGGAUUGAUAAGAAUGCCAGUGUCUUUCCAAAAGGAAUGUCUUUCCAAGGUAGUGCAAUCCCAUCAAGCAGCUUGCAGCCAAGUCCCCAAGCCAGUUUUGACUGAUAGGAAUACCAGAUGUGUCUUUACAGAAGUGGUGAUGAGUCUCCUGUGUGCCUGGAUGAAAGUGACAUCCUGUAAACCCAGACUUCAGAACCAACAAACAAAAUUUGACUUGGCAUAAAGUAGAGUUAAUGAUGUGUGGGAUGGAUGAAGCAGGGGGUACCUGUUAGGGGGGAUAUGCAAGCAGGCAGAUUGGGAAAUCUGUACCUCCUGAGUCCCUCAGCCAACGGGGAAUGGAAGAGGGUCUUAUGUGACCAGGACUCCAGGAUAAAAGGCCCUGCGACCCCCAGCAAUGUGAGAAAUCCUACAGGGACAUGCCCUAGGGGAUUUUCUCCCUUCAUUCAAAUAAAGUUUACCUAUUUUUCUAGCUCUUCUGUCUCCUUUCUCAACACUUGACCUCUGACAAUGAGGUUUUCCAUACACUUGCUAUCUCCUGCUUUCUCAAAGGAGACAAACCCAGCCCAGGGCAGCGCUGCACAGGGAUCUUGUUUAGUCAGAACAAAGUGACCACCUCUUGGAUCUUGUUCAGUCAGAACAAAGUGACCACCUCUUGGAUCUUGACACCGUUUGUGACAAAAAGAGCACGGUUCACUCCCAUCCUGCACAGUUUUGAUGCCCGUGACCGAUGCGCACCUCCCCAGCCCUCCACUCAGCCAAAAGCAGCUCCUGCUUGGCCAGUGAGGUCACAGCACUGUCCCCGAAGCCAGGCAACUUCUGCAAGCCAGAGAGGUGUCACCUGGCAGCAGCAUGACACGGAGAAGCUCCAGCCACCGUACUGCACUCACCAAUGUAGAAACCCGGCUCAGUUUCCAGCCGGGCAUUCUGCCAAGGAGUCAGGAGAGUCACAGACUCUCGGACACAAAGUGCUUCCCCACAGCCUUGCAGCUGGACACCUCCUUGAGUGGCUGGGAGGCAGCUUGCACAGGGCUGCUUGCAGCCCCCCAGGGGCUGAGCGGCCUGGGAGGUGUUAGACCAUGUCUCCUUCAGGUGCCCCACAGCCCCUGAGCCUCAUGUUUCUUUUGGGGAUGGGGAUGGCAUCGGAGAGGACCAGCUGCCCGAGCAGGUGUAGCUGUCAGUACCUGGAAGUGAACUGCACAGGGCAGCAGUUGCAGGAGUUCCCAGAAGCCAUCCCACUGGACACCAGGCAGCUGAUUCUGGCGGCAAACAACGUCUCUUACCUGCCAGCAGUGGAGCUGAGCUUCUUGGCUGAUUUGGUCUAUCUGGACUGCAGGAAGAACCUCUUGGGGGAUGACCUGGAUUUCACUUUCACUGGUGUGGCCAAGCUUGUUUAUCUGGACCUCAGCUUCAACAACCUCACACAGGUCACCUUUAGCACCUUCUCACACCUCCUCAGCCUGGUAGUGCUGAAGAUCUCAGACAACCCCAACCUUGUGGCCAUUGAGAAGGAUGCUUUCACCAAUAACACCUGGCUGAGGCACCUGGAUGUGAGCCGGACGGGAUUAACAUUCCUGGACACCAGCACUGUCCAGGACCUGCCCAACCUGAGGUUUCUGGGGCUCAGCAACAACCUGUGGCACUGCAACUGUUCCUUUUUGGACUUCAUCACCUGGAUGACAGAGAGCGACGUGCACUUUCCAGAUGCUGACAACAUCACCUGCUACACCCCAGGAAGCCUGCAUGCCCUGAAAAUGCCUGCAGUGGAGGCACAGCUCCACUUCAGCUGCCUGACCCAGCUGUACAAGCAAGACUACAUCUUUCUGUGCCUCGUUGGCCUCUGCAUAUUCUUUGCUGGCACCAUGGCAGCCUGGCUGGCUGGCAUCUGUGCUGUCCUCUACAAAGCCCACACUUCCAAGGCAGGGGAGGAGGAGGAGGAAGACACAGUUGCUUAGGAUCAGCCCUACAAAUCUGAAUGUCUGUUGUGGAAACUGAAGGCAGGCCUGAUUUCCCACAUUAUGUCCCACUCUAGAUGUU
Molecule: messenger RNA, 3181 nt
Organism: Apus apus (common swift)
Lineage: Eukaryota; Metazoa; Chordata; Aves; Apodiformes; Apodidae
Gene: LRRC52
Product: leucine rich repeat containing 52
Exons: 2
Coding region: 2224-3099 (291 amino acids)
Cellular component (GO): voltage-gated potassium channel complex
Molecular function (GO): voltage-gated potassium channel activity; transmembrane transporter binding; potassium channel activator activity
Source: RefSeq, a predicted model, not a curated record